Carcharodon carcharias (great white shark) is the source of this 638-nucleotide messenger RNA. Its product is annotated as retinol-binding protein 1-like. Gene Ontology annotation, molecular function: fatty acid binding. Gene Ontology annotation, cellular component: cytosol; nucleus. Gene Ontology annotation, biological process: fatty acid transport. The transcript has 4 exons. The record is from RefSeq and is a predicted model, not a curated record. The coding region runs from base 127 to 543 and encodes 138 amino acids. Lineage: Eukaryota; Metazoa; Chordata; Chondrichthyes; Lamniformes; Lamnidae.
GAGAGAUAAAUAGACAGAGACAAAGAUAGAGAGACAGAGAGAGAGAGGGACAGAGAGGGAGAGAGAGACAGAGAGAGAGAGACAGAGAGACAGAGAUAGAGAGGGACAGAGAGGGAGAGAAAGGACAUGGCCCAGGACUUCACGGGUGUGUAUUCCCUGGUGAAACAAGAGAAUUUGGAUAAUUACCUCAAGGCUCUCGGUGAGAUGGAUAUCAUAUUGCCUCUGAGGAAGAUCGUGUGCCUGUUAAGUCCAGAGAAGGACAUCUGCCAUGAUGGGGAUCACAUGGUUAUAAAGACGCUAACCACCUUCAAAAACUACGUCAUGGACUUCAACAUUGGAGUGCAGUUCGAGGAGAACCUCGAGGCAAUCGAUGGUCGGAGAUGCCAGACCACCGUAUGCUGGGAUGGUGACCGACUGAUCUGCACCCAGGUGGGGGAGAAGAAAGACCGGGGAUGGACGCACUGGCUCGAGGGAGACAUCCUCCACCUGGAGAUGCGAGCUGAGGGUGUUGUGGCCAAGCAAGAGUUCAGGAGGAAGAAGUGAAGGCCCAAGGCUGGGCCCGUGAAGAUCUCCAAUCCCUGCCCGCCGGCCCCUUGACUCUGUAACACCCCGAGCCUUGGCUUUCCCCCCCACCCCGC